Porites lobata is the source of this 1064-nucleotide messenger RNA. The record is from the annotation of a GenBank genome assembly. NCBI's taxonomy places the organism in Eukaryota, Metazoa, Cnidaria, Anthozoa, Scleractinia, Poritidae.
AUGUCGAAUGGUCUCACAAAUGCUACUGGUAUUCCGUCAAAUGCGAUUCAAGUUCCUGUGCAGCACCUGAAGAAUUCUUUAACCCACAUAAUUGAUUUGCUUUCAAGUCGGAUAGAAGGCCGCAACAAUGUAGACUUUUAUGACUCACUGGAUAUAUCUUAUUCUGCACCGCUGGAUCUUUCACAAACAGGACGAGGUCGUAAACGCUAUGAAAUAACUAAGGACCAACUCGAACACUUACGAUCGCUUUAUUUUUCUUUGGAAGCAAUUGCUGGCAUUCUUCAGGUUAGUCUUUCAACCCUUCAGCGGCGACGAAGAGAACUCGGUGUGAACACCCCAGCCUAUUCAGAAAUAUCAGAUGACGAACUGGAUGAAAUUUACAGAAGCGUAACUGGCAGUUCAAGCACGGGACCCCUUACCCCCAACAUUGGUAGGAGGCGAUUUAUAGGAGCCCUGAGGAGUAGAGGCUGGAGCAUUCAAAGAUGGAGAGUAAGUGAUUGUUUAAGACGUAAUAUUAUGUACCAACCCCUAACAGCUUAUGGCAUAUAGAUUCGGGCCACAAAUUAAUAAGGUACAAGUUGAUAACACACGUCUGUAUUGAUGGGAAAACAAGGUUAAUUUUGUAUGCUGCUUGCAGAGACAAUAACAAAGCAGAAACAGUCCUUUCUUUGUUUCAAAAUGCGGUGCAGAAAUGGGGGUUACUCUCACGCGUCCGAUGUGACUACGGUAUGGAGAAUUAUCAUGUUGGCGCCUACAUGAUACAGCACCGCGGACCAGGCAGAGGCAGCAUGAUUACUGGAUCAUCUGUCCAUAACUCUCGAGUUGAGAGAACACAUCGUGAUGCCUAUUCUGGGGUGUUAGCAUUCUAUUCCCGUGUUUUUCAACCACUGGAAGAUGAAGGCAACCUAGAUGUCCUAAAUGAUGUUCAUAUCUUCAGCUUACAUCACAUCUACAUUCCAAGAAUACAAAAUUCUCUAGAGGAGCUUGUCAGUCAAAUGAAUAAUCGGCCAGUAUCAACUGAACGAAACCAUUCACCACUUCAAAUGUGGGAGAGGGGUAUGUGA